This is a messenger RNA of Penaeus monodon (black tiger shrimp), 793 nucleotides long. RefSeq lists its product as uncharacterized. NCBI's taxonomy places the organism in Eukaryota, Metazoa, Arthropoda, Malacostraca, Decapoda, Penaeidae. The record is from RefSeq and is a predicted model, not a curated record.
CUCACGGCGACACCAAGUGAAACCCCGCCAGCUGGACCGUGGAUCGAGGCCGCGUUCAAUCGUGAGCACCCGCACCCUUGUUCAUAACCGCGCAUGCGCCGUGUACUCCUGGGAAACCGUAAUCGGGGGGGUUGCUGCUUAUGGCUCUGCACGCCCUCGCCUCGCGUGCACUCGUUCUAGCAGUCUCUGAUUGCACCCUGCGUUACGGAUUCGUUAAUUGUGCAUUUUCCCCCGUUCCCGAAACUAAAAUUGUCUGGUUGCUCUAGUGAAGUAACGAACAAGCUUUCAGUGCUGAGCAACUGAAGAGUCGAGAUUUUAAUGAUUGUUUAUUGACAUAUCUAUUUAAGUAUAAAGGAUCGAUAUCGGUGACUGCCGUGACCUGAAAUGAUUAUCUGAUUAUGUGAACCGCAAGUUUUGUGUCGCCUGAAAGUGCCUUCGCGUUAGAUUUUCGGUGAUUUUUCCAUUUCGAAAAUGCUUCCCUGCCGCUUCGUCUGGAUUGCAGCACUUUGUGUAAUGGCGUGCUUCAGAAGUUCGUGGUCAGCUCCCUUGGGUCUGCUGACCUCGCAUAACGGUGACCUCGCCCCGUACCUGACCUCGUCCAGCCUGAACUUGCCUCAUCGCCAGUACCUGCACCUUGACCACCUGGCCGAGGAGGAGUCGAAGCCGCGGCCGAGAGGAGUCCGCCCCGUGCUCUGCUCUAUCUGCACUUCGUGCCUAUUGAGCAGCUCCAGUGACUUCGCUGACUUUUCGCCGACCUGAAAUCAAACAAGAUGCGAAAAUAGUAGCACGUCAU